Molecule: messenger RNA, 957 nt
Organism: Auxenochlorella protothecoides
Lineage: Eukaryota; Viridiplantae; Chlorophyta; Trebouxiophyceae; Chlorellales; Chlorellaceae
Product: 26S proteasome non-ATPase regulatory subunit 4-like protein
Exons: 7
Coding region: 1-957 (318 amino acids)
Biological process (GO): proteasome-mediated ubiquitin-dependent protein catabolic process
Cellular component (GO): proteasome regulatory particle, base subcomplex; nucleus; cytosol
Molecular function (GO): polyubiquitin modification-dependent protein binding
Source: RefSeq, a predicted model, not a curated record
AUGGAGUCCACGGUGGUGUGCGUGGACAACAGCGAGUUCACGCGGAAUGGGGACUACGCACCUACCCGGUUCCAGGCCCAGGCGGAUGCCGUGAACCUGCUGGCCGGGGCCAAGACCCAGCACCACCCCGAGAACACGGUGGGAGUGAUGAGCAUGGCGGGGCGCAGCCCCCGGGUGCUCGUCACCCCCACCACCGAGCUGGGAAAGGUGCUGAACGCCAUGAUGAAGAUGGACAUUGAGGGGGAUGUGCACCUGGCCACGGCCGUGCAGAUAGCCCAGCUGGCCCUGAAGCACCGCGAGAACAAGAACCAGAGGCAGCGCAUUGUCAUCUUCAUCGGCAGCCCCAUCCAGGAGGACAAGGACUCCAUGGUGAAGAUCGCACGGAAGCUGAAGAAGAACAACAUUGCAGUGGACAUCGUCAGCUUCGGCUCUGAGGAGGCCAAUGUGGAGAAGCUGGAGGCUUUCCAGGCGGCGGUGAACAGCAACGGCAACAGCCACCUGGUGACGGUGCCGCCAGGCACCAUCCUGUCAGACCAGCUCUUCGCCACCCCGAUAUUCAUGGAGGAGGGGGCGUCCAGCGACGGCGGCGGCCCCGCGCCUCCAAGGAGCAACGUGGUGGACGGCUUUGACUACGGUGAGCUGGGCGUGGACCCCACCCUGGACCCGGAGCUGGCGCUGGCGCUGCGCGCUGACGACGUGGAGGCCAUGGACGAGGACGUGCUGCUGCAGGAGGCGCUGGCCCUGUCCAUGCAGGCUGAGCAGCCCACGCCGGCCGCAGCCACGGCGGCCGCCGUCACCCCCGCCGCGCCGGUCAAGGAGGAGGCCCCGCGCCCCGCCCCACCGGCGAGGGAGGAGGAGGAGGGCAUGGAAGAGGACGAUCCGGAGCUCGCUCUCGCGCUCCAGAUGUCGCUGGCGGAGGAGCACACCCGUGAGGAGGGGGAGCCUGAGCAGGGGUGA